CAGCUGGUUUGACAAGACAGACGUCAAUCUGACCAGGAGAAACACUAUGAAACAGUGCAGGCCUCGGUGCUGAACGGGUUCCCAGCAGCGCUACUGAGCUUCUGAGAACUUUAUGCAUGGAAAAAGGUCAAAGUUGGUCCAACUGAGAAGAAGAGGAGACUUGGCGGAGGGUGGACCAACAGAGGCAUAAAGAGGUCUUCAAAGGUCUUGCCCUGCAGUGUUGAGUAUCUAUUUUUGCAAGUAUGAAUCCAAUGUGGAAGGUAUACACGAACAAAGUGCUGAAGACCCUUAAUCCUGAGUAUGAGGAGGACACAGCUGAAGAGGUCACAGAGGUGGAGAGUGAUAUGAUGAGUCCAGUGCAGGAGGAUGCGGGACCAAACGCUGUAUCCCAGUUGGCCAGGAAAAUGCAGGGGGCCGGGACUAAAAGCUGGAACAAGCUAUCAGCUCUCUUCAACAAAGACGACGAACACCAGCUUCUAGAGGAGACUGAAAGUCCGCCAGUCGCCGACCAUCCACUUGCAGUAAAGCCAGAGGAGCCUCCUCCUCGACCCCCUAAGCGCUCGGGAUUCUGGGAUACCUUUGCAACCAACUUUGCUGCCAAGAAGCAGGCGGAAGCUGCAGCCGCUGCUGCCGCGGCACACCAGGCAGCAGAAGCCGGGCAGGGUGAGGAGGGGGUGACAGAGGCAGUAGGGGAGGUGACCCAGGAUGGGCAGGUCACCGAAGGAGGUGAUGGAGGAGGAGGACGGAGCAACAACAGCUUCUCCAAAUACGUCUCGCUUGGAGGAGGGAACCAGGACGCAUCCUUCAAGUGGAACUUUGUCACCAGCAAGCUGGCAGAGCUGAAGACCAAGACCAACUAG
Larimichthys crocea (large yellow croaker) is the source of this 860-nucleotide messenger RNA. RefSeq lists its product as uncharacterized. Lineage: Eukaryota; Metazoa; Chordata; Actinopteri; Sciaenidae. The transcript is spliced from 4 exons. Gene Ontology annotation, biological process: spermatogenesis. The record is from RefSeq and is a predicted model, not a curated record. The coding region runs from base 243 to 860 and encodes 205 amino acids.